Molecule: messenger RNA, 691 nt
Organism: Triticum urartu
Lineage: Eukaryota; Viridiplantae; Streptophyta; Magnoliopsida; Poales; Poaceae
Source: RefSeq, a predicted model, not a curated record
GCAGCCGCCCGUGGCCGCGAUGGCCACGUGCUGGCCAUCCCGCGCCUUCCAAUCGCCGCCCUCGAACUGGAUAAGGUCCCCUGCGCCCCCUCGUUCGAACCCUAGAUCGGAUCUUCCCCGCAUUCGCCCUCGCUCUCUGCCUCACGCGUCCGAGCGCCGCCAUGGACGCGCCCCGGUAAAGCUCGCGGCCACCGGUCACCCCGAGCCACGAGGAGGCGUCCGAGAGCUCUGUCAUGGUCGUCUCCAUCACCACGCCGAAGGGCUCGAGCUAGGACACCUCCAAGCCUCCCCAUCGUCCUCUUCUUCCGUCUGCACCACCACGGUCCUCGCCGCGAUUCACCGCCUCCCGAGCUUCCCCGGCUUCCCCGACGCGCCCACGAGCACCACAACCCGAGACUGCCGGCGACCCCAGUUCGACUACGGUGUCGAUGACCCCUCCUUGCCAGAGCAACCAGACGAUGGAGUCCAGGAGCCAGACGCCACUGUCGAUGACGACUGCUACUACUCGGGAUGUGCCUACUACUAUGUGCAGGCCGCUGGUGACGACCAGGAAUAGUUUAGGAGGAUCCCAGGUAGGAGGCCUGCGCCUCUUUCGAUCUGUAUCCCAGUUUGUGCUAGCCUUCUUAAGGCAAACAUGUUUAACUUAUGUCUGUACUCAGAUAUUGUUGCUUCCGCUUACUCGUCUAUGAUC